This is a messenger RNA of Thamnophis elegans (Western terrestrial garter snake), 948 nucleotides long. RefSeq names its product zinc finger and SCAN domain-containing protein 9-like. The coding region runs from base 481 to 807 and encodes 108 amino acids. The transcript has 5 exons. The record is from RefSeq and is a predicted model, not a curated record. Lineage: Eukaryota; Metazoa; Chordata; Lepidosauria; Squamata; Natricidae.
CUUAACCCACUGGGGCUCCGCAGGAGCGCAGAGGCUGCGCGAGAGUCUUGCGGGGGGACAUCCAGACGUGCCUCGGAUACAGAAACGGGAAGCCAUUUGGGGUCUUUGAAAGGCAAACUUUUUUCUUGGGAAGGAAAAAAAAGCAGAAUAACUUGCAAGGAUCCGUCAUGCAGCCCCAGAAAUGGUCCCGUGAAGGAAAAGGCAUCCGGAGACCCACCAGAGUCCUGGGAGCCAUCUGGAGUUGCUCUGCAGGACAAGAGUAGGAUGGAGACACAAACUUUUGCCAAGGAGGGAAGCAGAAAAGUCCCUUCAGUAUUGUUCAGCCUGGGAAGGGAGGGGAGCUCUGGACAAGGACUAGGCAGAAGAUCUGGAGGAGGAAACCAUCCUCCCUUCAGAAGUUCAGCUGCGGAAUUUCAUCCAAUACUGGGAGGCUGAGGGUCCCCGAGGAUUUUGCACGCGACUCUAUGACGUUUGCAGGCGAUGGCUGAGACCAGAAAACACACCAAAGCCCAGAUGCUGGACCUGGUGGUUCUGGAGCAUCUCCUGGAUCUUCUGCCUCCAGAGAUGGAGAGCUGGGUUCGGGAGUGUGGAGCAGAGAGCAGCUCCCAGGCGGUGGCCCUGGCAGAAGGCUUCCUCCUGAGCCAGGCGGAGGAGCAGAAGGAACAGGUCCAGUUGCAGUGCUGCGCUUUGGAGAUCAGAGAUCCUGAGGGAGAGAAGAACCCAUCAAAUCCGCCUCAGGAGCUAUUUUCAGGACGAUCCCUUGGGAAGAUCAAAGUCAGGACACCUCAGGAGAGAAACAAAGAAUGAAGCUUUCUAGUUUUUAUGACGGAGAACAACAGCGGCUGAACCUCCAAAACAAGAAAGUCUGGGUCCUUCGAGGAGGUGGCUGUGUAUUUCUCUGAGGAGGAAUGGUCUCAGCUGGAUCCUGACCAGAAAGCGCUGCAUUCG